This is a messenger RNA of Argentina anserina (silverweed cinquefoil), 913 nucleotides long. RefSeq lists its product as uncharacterized. The record is from RefSeq and is a predicted model, not a curated record. The transcript has a single exon. The coding region runs from base 44 to 619 and encodes 191 amino acids. NCBI's taxonomy places the organism in Eukaryota, Viridiplantae, Streptophyta, Magnoliopsida, Rosales, Rosaceae.
UAUAUAAACCCUUUCACCGUUCUAGUGUCACACUGCAACAACAAUGGGGAUUGAUGAUUAUGAUUUCACAAAACCAGGAGCAGUCCCAUUUCAAUGGGAAAUCCGCCCAGGAGUACCCAAAGUCCAACACCAAAAGCAACCACCACCACCACCACAACAACAACAACAACCUUGUGAAUACAAUCUUAGUCGGCUAAAACCGCCACCAUCCGGGUCCGUGUUUGUGCCACCACCGGAGCCACAGACCCGGUCGUUUCGUUGGGGCACUCCUAGCCGGACGCGUUCAGAUCGGUGGCGGUUUGAGCAGCCGAAUAAUCUUGCCCGGAGACCAGAGAUUGUUUCGUCGCGCGGGUGCUUCUUGUCUCCUCUGCUAAGGAGAACGAUAAGUGGGAAAAAGGGGAAGAGUGGUAGUGCAAGAACGGUGCCUGAACCCUCACUGAAGUCGGAACCCGACUGCAGCUCUGACCUUGAAACACUGGCUCGGUGGUCAGUUUCUUCCCGGAAGUCGCUGCUUUCGUCGUUCCGUGACUCACCCUCGUCGAUGUCGUCUUUCUCGUCCUACCAGUCGUCCCCGCGACCCGUAAGUGACGCAGAGUGGGCAGGGUUCGGACUCUUUUAGCAAGUUUUUGCAUGCCUUUGAUUGAUCAAGAGGUUUAUUCACAGUCGUGUUCUUGUGUUGUACUUCUGAAGCAGCAUGGCCACUUUUUGCUUUCUUGCUUGCUUGUAGUAAAAGCAUUUUCUUAUCUUUUUACGUAUUUGUUUGAUUUUCCACUUUGUAGAAUUGUAGUUAGUCAACUGACAAGAUUCUAUUAGUGCUUGAGGAUCUUGAAAUGUAGUGUGGAAAAAGGAAGGGUUGAAGUAUCACUACUACAUAAGUUCAGAAGGAAAUAAAUGUGAAUAUGCUUUUUCAUGA